This is a messenger RNA of Phytophthora nicotianae INRA-310, 1551 nucleotides long. RefSeq lists its product as hypothetical. The record is from RefSeq and is a predicted model, not a curated record. NCBI's taxonomy places the organism in Eukaryota, Oomycota, Peronosporomycetes, Peronosporales, Peronosporaceae. Gene Ontology annotation, molecular function: cysteine-type peptidase activity; zinc ion binding. The transcript is spliced from 5 exons. The coding region runs from base 1 to 1551 and encodes 516 amino acids. Gene Ontology annotation, biological process: proteolysis.
AUGAAGAAUGUGCUGCGCUUCACGACCCACUACGUUGCUGGACAGAUUGAGGGACAGUACGCUAAAGGACUUGAGACAGCGACCCAGUACAGUCUUGACGACUGGCGUUGCGACUGUGAAUUUUCGGCAUCAAUGAGUCUUCCGUGCCGGCAUGCUAUAGCGUACCGGAAAUACAAGGAAGUGCCGGGACCUGUUAUACCUUCGAAUCGCAUAGACGAACGCCGGACGACACUUUCUCAAGAUCUGAAGAAGGUUAAACAGUUCACCAACGAGACGUUUGCGACCGGAGGCAGAGGAUCCCAGCAGAAAAUGUUGAAAUCACAGUCGGAGCAAUACAGAGAAGCAGUGAGAGCCACACAUCUCAUUGCCAACGAGUUGGCUGACAUUGAGGGCGAAGAUGAGUUCGAUAAAAUGCUGACUUUUGUCCUGGCCCAGUGGUGCAACGUACGCCAGAAGAAAAUGUUGUCUGUCUCUGAGAAUAUCUCUGGAGACGAAUCUGGACGUAUCAAGGAGGUAAACAAACGAGAUCGUGAUUAUGACGCCUUAGUAAAGAAGAGUUCAACAUCAGCAGCAGUGAUGAGGAAGACGGAAGUUCUAACAGUCACAAAGGUUGGACGACCUCAAAAAGUGAAAAAGAAGGCUCAAGCUGGGGAGAAGAAGGACGGUAAGUGGUACGAAGCAACAGAAGCCGCACGUGCACAGGCUGGUGAACAACGUCUGUCGGGGAUUAUCGUGAAAUACGGAGAUGCUGAAAAGAAGAAACCGAAGCUGAAACUCAUGAAAAACCCGGUUUUAACAAUGGAUCCCUUCUACCUACUUCCAACAAAGCUUCUGGACGCCUGUGUGAAGCUGCUGGCCGUCUCCAACACGAAGGCCACUGCUAUCUCUGUGGACGACUCGCAGUCAAGCCAAAUUUCAAGCACGCACACGGACAAGGCGCCUGUAGAGACUCUGGUAAUCAAGGACGUCGGAUACUUCAGCAGAAAACAGCUUGAAACCUUCAAGAGAGUUCAAAUCUUGAAAGAAUUCGUCGAGCUGGGCAUUGAUGUCUACAAGUGGCUCGUGGACGUAGCAGCACCUGCACUCCCAGCCGAUUACCAGUCGCUGUCUCAACAAAUGGCGGAUGCAGUAAUGGUGUCUUAUCCUUACAAGCGUAUAGAGGGUCUUCCGGGUGUCCCGGACUUCGCAUACACAGGGCUCUAUAGAGCAGCACCUCCAUCCUGGCUCACUGACGCUAUGAUCAAAUGGAUUGUGUAUACGUCUAGUCCAGGAUUACGUUUCGCUGGAUUCCAGGCAGCAUUUACGAAGGGCAAGAGAACGCGUAAUCCUGGCGAGCGCUGCCUUGACGACGCAACACGUGGUCGUGUGCUACAGCAAGUGAAUGAAGAUGGAGUGGAUACCGUCAUGCUGCCGUUGAACUUUUCAAACUACCACUGGUGCUGUGUGGUCGUCAAAGUGGAGAAAAAGCGUAUAUACUACUAUGAUCCUCUCAACCAAGCGCAGUACACGAACGCAGCUAACGCCGUGGCCACCAGCCUGGAGAUGGACUGA